AUGUCUGAGUGUCAAAUUUGUUUGCUUCCUUGGUCGGAUUAAUUAAAUAAAUAUCCAAGAGUCCUAGAAUGUGGUCACACCUUUUGCCUAGAAUGCAUUUCUUAAUGUAUUAAAGUCAAGGAUACAUAGAGUUAAGAUUAGCCUAAGUUCAAUCUUAAAUGCCCAACUUGCAGAGAAGUUACAUCCUGCGUUUCCUUAAACUCAUUGCGCAAGAAUUACUAAUUAAUUGAACUAAAUAAAUUAUACCUAUAACAGUAGAGCAUGUAUGUCUAGCAUGGCAUGAAUCAACAGCAAUUAAAUAAUAAGAGAAUCCCACUUUCUGAUAUAAGCAAUAGCCUAAGAAGUGAUUAGCAAUUUGAAAUUCAAAGGUAAAGAGGAAUUUCGAAAGAGAACAAUCAGAGAUCUAAAAAUGAACUGAAUAUCAGAGAAAGGAAUAAAUCAAGAGAUUUUGAAAGAAGCCCUGAAGAAAGUAAACAUGAAAUUAGAAAGAGAGAAGCGAUAAGCUCGAGUGGUUUAGACUUUGAUGAGAGUGAAUAUGACAACUUCAAAAUUGAAAAGCCUGACAUCAUGCAAAUAAAAACUCAAGCUAAAAUUGUUAAAUGCAAAGAGAUCAAAGAACUGCCAUCAAUUUCAUAAAUGAGAGGCCCAUCCAGCAAUCCUCAUAAUGACCCAAUAUUUAAUGGUUAUGGCUAUUACAAGUUUUCUGAACGAGUUUCCUAUGAAGGUGAAUGGAAAAAUGGUAAAAGACAUGGUUUAGGUUAUCUAAUGAACCAAGAUAGUGGAUGGGAUUUCUUAGGAGAAUUCUAAGAUAAUCAUAUUCAUGGAUUUGGAAAGUAUAUUUGGAACAGUGGUGAUGUUUAUAUAGGUUUUUUCACUCACAAUGAAAAAAAUGGGUUUGGAAUAUAUAAAUGGCAAAAUGGUUCAGCUUACAAGGGCUUUUGGAAAAAUAAUAAGAAACAUGGUCUUGGAGAUUACACUUACCCUGACAAGAGCUAUUACUACGGUUAUUAUAGUUAUGAUAAGCCAGAUGGAUUAGGAUUAUAUGUCUGGCCAGAUGGUAAUUACUAUCAAGGUGAGUGGAAAAAUGGAAGCAGAAGUGGAAUCGGGUACUUCAAAUGGUCUAAAAAUAAGGCACAUUAUGUGGGCUGGUUUAAAGACAACUUCCUAGAUGGUAAAGGAGCUUUUCAUUACGAAGAUGGAUCUUAUUAUAAAGGAGAGUUUGUGAGAAACAAAAGAGAUGGAUAUGGAAAGAGUGUCUGGUCUGAUAAGUCUUAUUACAUUGGCUAUUGGUCAAAUGGAGAAAAAGAUGGAAUUGGAAAGCUUGUUUCACCAGCAGGAGAUGUUACUGAGGGUAUAUGGAAAAAAGGUAAAAGGUUAUGA
This is a messenger RNA of Stylonychia lemnae, 1380 nucleotides long. Lineage: Eukaryota; Ciliophora; Spirotrichea; Sporadotrichida; Oxytrichidae. The record is from the annotation of a GenBank genome assembly.